GAGCACGCACGUUCUGACGAGAGUGUACGAGACUGAACGAGUAUAAAAAAGAGACGAUUUGAGCGAAUAAUGAGCUGGCAAAAAAAAAGCAAAAUUCCAUAUUGCUAGUCGUAACGUAGUGGAAUAACGUAUAAAUGUGAACAACAGUGUGUUUUUAGGGCACGAAAAUUAUCGAGAUUAGAAACAUUUCGUCGACUUUCAUACGAAACUCAAAAUUCUCUCGCUCUGUACGAGAGCAACGGAAGGAGGGAAGAUCGGAUUUGAGCUCUAUGUCAGCCACGUCGGCUCGAUUCGGCCGAUCUUUAAUCUCAUACAACAGAAUCGAGUCUUAUUGCGGUUUUCUAAUUCAAGAAACGACAACAUCGACAGGACGAGAGAUACAGAAUGCUCAACGAAAUUACAGCUGCUGCGCUGUUCUUAGUACAGCUGAUAGAAAAAAACGAAAAAUUUAGUCAAGAUCAAAUCGAAUGCUUUGGACGUAGAUUGGUCGAAUUGCUAACCGAACGCUUUGAAAAUCACUGGUUCCCAGACAAACCAUUUAAAGGUCAAGGCUACAGAUGUAUCAGAGUUAACGGACAUAGCAGACGAGAUUCGACUUUGGAAAGUGCUGCUUAUGCAGCUGGUGUCAAAUACGAAGAUUUAUCCCUACCCGUUGAAUUGACGCUAUGGGUCGACCCGCACGAAGUAUGUUGCCGCUUCGGAGAAAGCAAAGGUUCUUACUGCACUUUGGCCUCUUUUGAGAAAGAUACCAACACCCCAAAAAUUGAAAACAAAGAAAAUUUACCCACUAACGGGGGAUCGAAACAAUCACAGAAGAAUCCCGCUACCAACUCCAUCAAUACUGAGCCAAAACCAUUGGGCUCGUCCGCUCAAAAUCAACAGUCACAACAACAACAACAACAACAACAGCAUGCCACCAACAACACUACCGCACCAUCAGCAGGAAGAAGACGUAAUUCGAAUAGCCCGAGAUCACAUCCAAGCCGAAAUCGUUCAUGGUUCAAUCAUUCAUUUGGAAUGGGCUUCGGUGCUCAUCCAAUGAGUCAAGCUUGGUACGGCGUGAUGCCUCCUCAUUUUCUAGGCGGUCCCUCACCACCCCCGUUCAUUGGACACCGAGGAAGCAAAUGGAUCCAUCCCUCGUCUUACCCGGGUACCGGAUUUACGACACGUUUUCAACACCAUUGGUCAACCCCCAGAGCGACUCUUAAAGUAUGAACAAAACACGAGCUCACAUAUGGAUCGUCACGUUGGGUUUGAUCAGAUCGAGCUUUAACGCGGCCCCUGCACCUUGAAUGCAAAAUUCCUCGUCUCAAACUGAAACUGAAUAUAUAUAUUAUUUAUUUAUAAAGCAGCUCGUUCAAUGCUGUCGAAACGUAAAGAAACAAAAAUUAUGACUUUAUUAGUAGGGUAACAAGGACAAAGCAAGGUUGCAUUCGGAUGUAUAUCGAAAAAUAUUAUAUAUACAGUUAUUCCUUUUUUCCUCUCUCUCUCUCUCUCUCUCUCUUUCUCUCUUUCUCUCUUUUAUCCGUGUUUGAUAAAAAGAUUUUUUCCUUUGUUUAAUUCUUUUCCUUCAAGUUGAUUAAAUUGAAAAAAUUUUAAUGGAAAUGUUGUAAAUGGGAUUAUUUUAAGGACACGACACGACGAUACGAAAUGAAAAAUCAUUCUCGCCAGAUCAAGGAAAACGAUUGUUAUCGAUGAUUUUUUUUUAAUAUGAAAUUGAAUAUAUAUAUAUAUAUAAACAUAUAUAUGUAUAUCUACACAUCUAUAUAUACACAUGAUAUAUCAAUGUUAGUCAUAUUAAAAAUGUUUUAUUAUGUCACACCACUGUGCGCAUAUAGAAUGCGAUAGGGUUCAUCAAUAAAUAGUUUUGCAAAUUGAAA
This is a messenger RNA of Venturia canescens, 1880 nucleotides long. RefSeq names its product maternal B9.10 protein-like. Gene Ontology annotation, cellular component: cytoplasm; nucleus. The record is from RefSeq and is a predicted model, not a curated record. Bases 385 to 1215 code for a protein of 276 amino acids. Gene Ontology annotation, biological process: negative regulation of mitotic cell cycle; negative regulation of cell population proliferation. NCBI's taxonomy places the organism in Eukaryota, Metazoa, Arthropoda, Insecta, Hymenoptera, Ichneumonidae. The transcript is spliced from 3 exons.